AUUGCCAUUCUCAUAACAAAGCCCUCCGACAAAGUUUUUGAGAACAAAAAAAGUGUGCCAAAGUUUAGCACAUCGCACUGCGGGAGUUCAAGGAGUUCACCUCGGAGGACCAUUGGAAGGACUUCCAUGGAUGGCGGGACGUGAUGGUUUCCAGCCAUGUCUUAUGGACACGGGGGCACCUGUCCCUAUGCCCAACUGGGAGAGGCAUCUGGUCAUCGUCACCCUUGCUGUACACGUCAUGGAUGUUGGCUUAGAUUUGUGCGUUGCUGUGCUUUUUGUGGCUCAUGCCCAGUGGAUAUUCUUCCUAGGUGCAGCUGGAGUCAUAUUUUGGGCAUGGCUUGUCUCCAGCCUGUACAUUUCCUUUGGUGGAGGUGCUCCAGCUGGAGACAUUGACAAUGAUGGAAUGGCAGAAAGACCAAGCUUCCUGUUGAAUUUUGCACAAGUGCAAAUUUUUGCGGAGGCAUACAGGUGUAUUUUCUACAACGGUGACACAGACUAUUUCCACACUUUGAGGCUCAUGGAGGCUAUUCUGGAGUCAGCACCCAAUUCCCUUGUACAGCUCUAUGCCCUCGUAAUUUGGGCAGUUCCUGGAGGCAUUCUGCUGGAGAAUGCUGCUAGUUUGCUUAGACUAUCUGUCUUUUGCUCCUUUGUCUCGGUGGGCCUUGGCCUCGCUAUGUGGGAGCAGAAGGUUCAGUUCAGAACUUCGUCUGGGUAUGUAGCUGCUGUGGCGAUCAUGCGAGCUUUCGAAAUUGCAGCAAGAAGUGCCACUCUGGCUGUAUUUUCAGGCCUUACUCACCCCUACGGAUUCUUCUGGUCUUUAGCUGCAGAUUAUUGUAUCAUGCUGUUCUUGAUCGUUCGGCACCAGUCUGUACAGUUUACAUACGGCUUGUGUGUUGCUUUACCCCUUGUUCUCGUGAGCGUGGAGCCUCUCGUUUGGCGGAGAGAAGAUCACGCAGUGCCCAAGGACUCCUACUACCUUGUUCGGGUUGCGGAGUUCGUGGUAAUGUGGACCGUCAUCAUUCACAAGCAGGUUGCCACAGCUGAACAGGAAGAAGCUUCAGAGACUUCAGUCUUGGGCUGCGAGGCGUUGGCUUUGUUCAGCAUGCUUGGACUUUUUGUCACGCUUCCCUUCGUGUGGCGGAUCGCUCGGCAACACGAGCUCUGCCGGGAUGUAGCAGACUGGUCGGAGGAGGGUGCCAAAGAGGCUAUGAACAACGACGCGCUGUAUUCCGAGUCCGACGGGAGCUCGGGUGAGUUUGACAGAGGGCAUGGUGACAAUGAUGAGCUCCCGCCAGAGUGAGAUGAGCGCUUGUGACCUGACGUGUUGGAUCGCCUCUAGAAUUUGAAACUGGAUGCUACAAAUGCAGUGGUCCUCAAUGGGGUGAUCCAGUUUGAGAUUGUCGCUGACGUUGCAAUUCAAGCGCACGCUCUUUGGAGGGAAAGGCCAUGAAAAUAUUGGCCUCGACGAGCGACUCGAGGUUCAACUUUUAGCGCUCAAAAAA
This is a messenger RNA of Cladocopium goreaui, 1502 nucleotides long. The record is from the annotation of a GenBank genome assembly. Lineage: Eukaryota; Dinophyceae; Suessiales; Symbiodiniaceae.